AUGGGGUCAUCUGACCUCGGGCUACAUGGAGUUAUAAUUGUUGUGUUGGCACUGAUAACAGUUAUCAGCACACACAAAAAUCCACACUAUGCUCCGAACAGAUCGGUAAACGUGCAUCUGUUCGAGUGGAGAUGGGAUGACAUAGCUGACGAGUGCGAACGGUUUUUGGGCCCAAGGGGAUUCGGUGGAAUUCAGGUAUCUCCUCCUAAUGAGAAUGUGAUUUUAAGAAAUUAUAAUCGCCCCUGGUGGGAGAGAUACCAAUCGAUGUCUUACCAGUUGGUUACGAGAUCUGGUGACGAGAGACAGUUCGCUAAUAUGGUUCGCCGUUGCAAUAACGCUGGUGUAAGAAUUUACGUGGACGCAGUGAUCAAUCACAUGACAGGGGAACCCGCGGAGAAUGUAGGCACGGCUGGCAACACUGCGAGAUUUAGAGAAUGGUACUAUCCCGCGGUUCCCUACAGGCGGGAACAUUUCAACUGGCCUCACUGUGUUAUUCAAGGCUCGGACUAUCAAAACAAUGCUUGGCGGGUACGUAAUUGCGAGCUAGUGGGACUCAAGGAUCUUAAUCAAAGAGACGAGCACGUAAGACGCAUGAUCGUAAACUUUAUGAAUCACCUCAUCGAUUUAGGCGUUGCUGGUUUCAGAAUCGACGCAGCAAAACACAUGUGGCCUGAAGACCUGCAAGUAAUUUACAGCAGAUUAAAAAAUCUAAACACCGCCCACGGUUUCCCAGCGAACGCUAGACCCUAUAUUUAUCAAGAAGUAAUCGAUUUUGGAGGUGAAGCUGUAAGCAGGGACGAGUACACUCCAUUAGCUGCUGUCACUGAGUUCAAAGUGGGGUUGGAACUUAGCAAUGCGUUUAGAGGGAACAACGCAUUGCGAUGGCUGCAAUCUUGGGGACCGCAAUGGAAUCUCCUGGCUUCCGGAGAUGCUUUAACGUUUAUCGAUAAUCAUGAUAACGAAAGGGGCCAUGGCGGUGGUGGAGGGGUUUUGACUUACAAGCAAGGACGUCCAUACAGAGCAGCCAUUGCUUUUCUUUUGGCUCAUCCUUAUGGAGAACCGCAGAUUAUGAGCAGUUUCGCCUUUCUAGACUCUGAAGUUGGUCCCCCUAUGGACAGGAAUCAGAAUAUUAUACCUCCAGCUAUUAAUUCGGACGGUACAUGCGGCAACGGCUGGGUAUGCCAGCACCGUUGGCGCCAGAUCUUCGCGAUGGUCGGUUUCCGCAAUGCUGCCGGCAGGACUGCCGUCACCAACUGGUGGGACAACGGCAACAGUCAAAUCGCCUUCUGUCGGGGAAACAACGGUUUUGUUGCCUUCAAUAACAACCAAUGGGACCUGAAUCUCACCUUGCAGACGUGUCUCCCAGCCGGCACGUACUGUGACGUGAUAUCGGGCAACAAAGUGAACAACUCCUGCCAAGGGAAGACGGUCAGAGUCGGCAGUGAUGGUCGGGCGCAAAUAUUUGUAGGCGCUCACGAAUACGACAUGAUGUUAGCCAUACAUAUCGGACCUGAGGUAAGGAGCUCAUGGAAAUACUCCGUGAAAUUUCAAGAGUAG
Molecule: messenger RNA, 1557 nt
Organism: Bicyclus anynana (squinting bush brown)
Lineage: Eukaryota; Metazoa; Arthropoda; Insecta; Lepidoptera; Nymphalidae
Product: alpha-amylase 2-like
Exons: 8
Coding region: 1-1557 (518 amino acids)
Biological process (GO): carbohydrate metabolic process
Molecular function (GO): cation binding; alpha-amylase activity
Source: RefSeq, a predicted model, not a curated record